UAACAUGGCGUCACGUUUUACAAAGUUCUGUGUGAAUAAUUUUCACCUUCAAUCCUCUCCAUGGAAAGUUGUUAGACGUUUAAGAUCACAAAUUUUGAUUCGAGGCUUGUCCACAGAUUCUGAUUUUAAGUAUGAUAGGCUCGUAGUUGAACCAACCAAGUCUCCAAAAUCCAAAUCAGACUAUAAUACACUGGUCUUUGGUGCAGAGUUUACAGAUCACAUGCUUAGUAUUGAAUGGACUGCAGAGAAUGGCUGGGCUGAUCCAAAAAUUAAACCAUACCAAAAUUUGUCAUUACCUCCAUCCUGCUCUGUCUUUCACUAUGCACUAGAGAUUUUUGAAGGCAUGAAGGCUUACAGGGGGGAUGAUGACAAGAUCAGGUUAUUUAGACCCAUGGAGAACAUGAGAAGAAUGAACAGAUCAGCUGACAGAGCUUGUCUACCAGGUUUUGAUGGUGAAGAACUUGUCAAGUGUAUAAAACAUCUUAUUAGCAUUGAAAGAGAAUGGGUGCCUUAUUCAAACAAGUGUUCCUUAUACAUUCGACCAACUCUUAUAGCAACACAGCCCAAUCUUGGUGUAAACAAGGCGUCCUCAGCCCUGCUGUAUGUCAUCUUGUCUCCUGUUGGACCAUACUUCAAGACAGGGACAUUCAGUCCAGUUGCACUGCUAGCUGAUCCUUCUUUUGUCAGAGCCUGGCCUGGAGGUGUUGGAGACUGUAAGAUGGGAGGAAAUUAUGGUCCUACCAUACUUGCUCAAAGACAUGCAGAAAUGCAAGGCUUGCAACAGGUUCUAUGGUUGUAUGGUGAAGAGCGACAGAUUACAGAGGUUGGAACCAUGAAUAUAUUUAUGUUUUGGAUUAAUAACGAUGGAGAGAAGGAACUGAUCACCCCACCCCUCAAUGGUUUAAUUCUUCCUGGAAUUACACGGAAAUCUUUACUAGAACUGGCCAAAAGCUGGGGAGAAUUCAAAGUUGUAGAAAAGGAAUUUAAUAUGGACGAUGUUAUACAAGCUUCACAAGAAAAUAGGAUAAAGGAAAUGUUUGGAGCAGGAACAGCUUGUGUGGUGUGUCCAGUGAACAGAAUUCUUUACGAGGGACAGAAUAUCAUGAUUCCCACCAUGGAAAACUUGGAAGUCACUAAGAGAUUUUACGACGAACUAACUGCGAUACAGUAUGGUCGCAAUCCUUCUCCUUGGAGCGAAUUUGUGGAUUAAAUACUGAAAAAUUAGCGGGCGCUAGCGGGUGCGUGGCCAGUAAAAGUUGAUCUCCUUGCGCGUGCCUUACGUUUGACCUCUGCGAUGCAGUUUUUUCAAGUGCGCUUUCCCGCGCUUGACACUGAUACGUGAACGGAAAUUAAAUAGCUAGACUCUUUUUUUCUCAUUUUGCUGUAGCUUAGAAGUGCUUCAAGAAAAAUACGUUUUAAUGAACUGGUCAAGCGAGAACUCUUAACUUUUUUCAUGAAAAAUACAAGCACUAUCGGGUCGCCAUUGCAUUCAAAUUGAAUCUUUCAGUCGUGCUCUGAAGCAUGAUUGCUGGAAAGACCUUCUUUCAGAGGCUGAAACCUCGUUUAAAUGUCACAGGGUGUAUCUGUGAUUUUAGAUUGCAGGUAAUAAUUUCAGAGAGAUCUUACUACUUAUUUGAGCUGACGAGCAAAUUUAAGUUAUUAAGGCUUUUGGUUUGCUUAAAGCAACGUGCGAUAAAAUAUUUUUGUUAAGGUGGAGUGCGAUGGGAUUGUUAAACCACAUCGUAAUGUUUUUAUUAUUUUAUCAUUUUUCGACAAGGAAGUCGUAAUUUUUUAACUUCUAUAGGUUUAAAGAAACAGUGUACACCUUAUUUAGAGGUGAAAACAGGUUUUUUUUUCUUUUCCUUUAUAUGCUAAUGACUCGAUCGCACUCUAUGUAGUAGUAUGACAUUUUAUUUAUCCAAACAUUGGUGUACUUUAAUAAACUGUA
Molecule: messenger RNA, 1948 nt
Organism: Pocillopora verrucosa
Lineage: Eukaryota; Metazoa; Cnidaria; Anthozoa; Scleractinia; Pocilloporidae
Product: branched-chain-amino-acid aminotransferase
Biological process (GO): L-leucine biosynthetic process; L-valine biosynthetic process
Cellular component (GO): mitochondrion
Molecular function (GO): branched-chain-amino-acid:2-oxoglutarate transaminase activity
Source: RefSeq, a predicted model, not a curated record